AUGAAUUUUAAAUACAUCAAUGAAAGAGGCCAAUAGAUGUCCAGGUAAAAGAGAAAUUAAGUUUCAAAUUUUGAUAACCCAGAAUAGUCAACACUAAAAAGUUUACGAUUGUAGACUGAUUUCAAUGAAAAUCAAGAAGUUGAGCCCUUUCCAAUCUAGGAAAUUCUUUCUGAGUCGUCUCAUGAAUCAAUUGAUUUGCCAGAAAAAGACAAUCAUAAAUUCUACCCAACUUUUUUGGGAUAAAAUCAUUCUAGCAUUUCAAGAUUGUUUUUUUUAUAGUACACAACCUAUGCUCUACAUUUAAAACAUGAAGUAUUGGAUAAAAACUAUAAAAUUACAGAUAAGCAUCUUCCCGCUUUAUCCCCAGAAGACGAUUUAAAGUAAUUAAUAAAGAAUUCUUAAAAUCAAAUUUUAGAAUUCGAUCAAAUAACAUGUAAAACAUUAGUGAAAUUAAUAUUUUUUGGAGAAUUGAAAUGGAUGACUGGAAAAUGCAUUUUUGCCUAUCUAAUAGAAUCAAUUUCAAAAAAUGGGAUUUCUUUUAUAAUGAGUUACAUAAUAGCCAGUGUUUCAUAAAAUGAUGCGUAAAAUGCUCAUAUGUACGGAAUAAUUCUAGUCGCAUUAAAUUUCAUUUGUCUUUUGAGUAGACACCACGCAGCUAAUUAUUCGAUGAUAUUCUCCACAAAAGCUCGUCUAAAUUUGAUUAAUUUAGUAUAUAUCAAAUUAAUUGGAUUAAAUUCCUAUUCCUUCAGACAAGCUAACAUAGGAAAGAUCUUGAAUCUAAUAUCUGGAGACAUUAACACUUUGGAACAAAUGUUUAGUAUGAUAUUUCCAAGUAGUGUGGUCAUUAUUUCAAUGAUAUUCGCUUGUCUUAUUUUAUGGCUUAGAUUCGAUGGUAUAAUUGGCUUAUUGGCUAUUGUAUUGUUAUUUAUUACUUACCCUAUUCAAGUCCUAAUAUCAACAUUCAAUCAGGAAACAUUAAAAUUAGCGAAACUUAAUUAGGAUAAAAGAUUGACGAUUACAAAUGAAUUAGUAGAAGGAAUCAGAUUAAUUAAAAUGCAAGCUUGGGAGAGAGCAUUCCAGAAAAUAAUAAUGACAAUAAGACAACGCGAAUUUAUAUGUUUAUUAAAAAUACUCUUACGCACAGUAUUUGAUAGAUUACUGACUUAAACCUCACAUCUAUGGUCGAGUUUGUUAUAUUUCAUUAUCUUAUAUUAUGGAGGCUUUAGAACUGAAAUGUAAGUAGCAGAAAUGAUUUCUACUGUUUAGUUGCUAAAUUCAUUGAAAAUAUCAUGUGUUUAUAUAGUUUCAAAUGGAAUUCAAGCCUUAAUUUAAAUUAAAGUAACUUUCGAGAGAAUCGCCAACGUGCUUAAUCUUUAAAACUAUGUAAUGCUUAAACUAGAAGAUAGCUAAAAUGAAUAUAUUACAAACAUAGAUUCAGAAUAAAGAAAAAUAGAAUUAAAUAAUUUCUAUGCUUACUGGACACAUUCAGUAUCCGAAGUUGAUAAACCAAUUUUAAAGAAUCUGACCUUAAAUUUUAAAGAAGGUGAAUUAUGGGCUAUUAUUGGAAGAGUUGGCUGUGGAAAAUCAACACUUUUGCAUUCAUUAUUAUGUGAAAUCCCAUCUUACAAGGGACAGUUGCUGAUAGAUGGCUAAGAUCCAACAUUAAACUAAUUAAAGAUUGCCUAUGUUGAAUAAGAACCGUAUUUAUUUCCUGAUUCUAUUAAAAACAAUAUUCUUUUUGGAAAACCAUACAAUAAUGCACUAUAUACAAAGGUUACUCAAGCAGCCUAAUUGGAAGCUGAUUUUGAAAUAAUGAAAUUCAGAGAUUAUACUGAAAUUGGGGAAAGAGGUGUCACACUUUCAGGAGGUUAAAAAGCCAGAAUCUCUUUAGCCAGAGCUUUAUAUUAAACAGCUGAUUUGUAUUUAUUUGAUGAUCCCUUGUCAGCAGUUGAUGCAAGUGUAGCAGAGAACAUAUUUAUGACUGCCAUAAAGGGGUUUAUUUUUGAUUAUUAAAUAGCUCAAAAUCCUAAAAAAUAAAAACCUAUAGUUAUUCUAGCAACACAUUAAAUUUAAUAUGCAAUUAAAUGUGAUAAAAUAGCAAUAUUAAGUCAUGGAGAAUUGAUAUCUUAAGGAGCUUAUGACUAAAUUAAACCUAACUUAGAAAUGAUUAAUAGUGAAUUAGCCACAUAAUUAGAUAAAACUAAGCUUGUGAAUACAAAAAUAGAUAUUAAAUAAGAAAAUAAAUUAAUAAAAAAGAGAAAAAAGGUUUAUUUAAAAGAAAUUAGAAAUCUUAUUGUUUAAGAAUCUGAUAAUUAAUAAAUCAUAGAUUUUUCUGUUUAUUUGAGAUACUUCAAAAAUUGGAACUGCCUAGCUUUCUUUAUGGUUGUAUUAUUAGAAGUGGCACAUGAAGUUUUAACUAUGCUAUACCAAAGAGUCAUUUCUUUGUUUGAAUACUAUUAAGAUAUGGGCUAAAUUGAUUAAACCUAUAUACUUUUAUCUAGUUUAAUUAUUGGAUUAAUGGUUUGCUGUUUUAUCAAGUAUCUUCUAAAUGUCAUUUAAGUGCAAAGAACAACUUAAAACAUUCAUAAAAAGAUGCUAAAUUCUAUUACAUUAGCCCCAAUAUGCUAUUUUGAUGUAAAUCCAUCAGGAAGAAUUAUUAAUCGAUUUUCUAAUGACUUAUCUUUGUGUGAUAAUUAAACAAACAUAGUAUGUUUAGAUGUCUUGGAAUUGAUUGGAAACUUUUUCAUUGCCUUAAUAACUCUUGCUAUCUUGUAACCUUAUUUUAUCUUUAUGAUUUGCUUUAUCAUAGUGUUAAAUCUUUAUUAAUAUCACUUUUACAAUAAAAUUGUCAGUUAAUUAAAAGAAAACGAACUAAUUUAAAGAAGUCCAUUGUUUGAUUUCAUAAAAAAAACACUUGGAGGAUCCAUCUAGAUUAGAGUUUAUGAAUAGUAGGAUCUAUUCAAGAAAUAAUUUUUAGAUUUAUCAAAUAAAUGUAAUUUAAAUUCAUUAACAUAUUUUUAUUCAAUAAGAUCUUUUUGCUUUAACAUCGAUUUUAUUGGAUUUAUUGCUUCAUCAAUUGGUCUAUUCAUUUUCCUCAAUCUUAAUUCGAAUGAUGUUGCCGUAUUCUCUCAAGGAUUAUUAUUGUUAAUCACCUAUAACGAUGGAUUAUCCCUUGGCUUAAAACAAUUAAUUAAUUUUGCAACAUAAAUGAGUUCAUAUAAUAGAAUGUUUUAAAUAGUUGAUGUGGAUUCUGAAGCAGCUCAAGUGAAAGAUAUAGACUCUAAAUUACCAAACUUUCCAGAAUCAGGCGAUAUUAAAUUCGAGAAUGUUUAUAUGAAAUACAGAACUAAUUCUGAUUUAAUUCUUAAGGGAUUGUCAUUCCAAAUAAAAAGCGGAGAAAAGGUUGGUUGUGUUGGAAGAACUGGAGCAGGAAAAUCUUCAAUUUUAUAGGCCAUUUUCAGAAUGAGUGAAAUAGAAGACUAUGAAGAUUCAAAGAUUGAAAUUGCAGGAGUUGAUACUAAAUAAUUAGGAUUAUAAAAACUAAGAAGUAGUAUAGGAAUCAUACCUUAAUCUCCAUUUUUAUUCACUGGAAGCCUUCGAUCAAAUUUAGAUCCAUUCGAUUAAUAUGAAGAUUAAGCAAUUUGGAAAGCUUUGGAAGUAGCCGGAUUAUUAGGAUAUGCAAAAUCAUUUUCUAAAGGUCUAUUAACUGAUAUUAGUGAUGUUAAUUCAUUAUUCUCCACAGGAUAAAAAUAACUAAUUUGUUUAGCUAGAAUUUUAUUAUAAAAGAAGAAGAUCAUUGUAUUAGAUGAAGCCACUGCUAAUCUUGAUAUGAAAACUGAUGAUUUUAUUUAAAAUACACUUAAGCAAUAGCUUAAGGAAUGCACUCUUAUUACAAUUGCUCACAGAUUGAAUACAAUUGCUGAUUAUGAUAAAGUAAUGGUCAUCGAAAAUGGAAAUGUUAUUGAGUUUGAUUAGCCUUUCAAUCUUUUGGCAUAAUCACUCAAUUCAACAAUAAUAGAUAAACAAUCUCAGUUUUCUAAACUUGUUUUAAAUACAGGGGAAUCUAAUGCUUAAGCUAUUUUUGAUAUUGCAAAAAAAAAAUCGAUUCAAACUUGCAAAUGAUUUAAUAUUUAAUUUUUAAUAGCGUUAUUUAAAAUACAUUUAA
Messenger RNA from Paramecium tetraurelia, 4165 nucleotides. RefSeq lists its product as uncharacterized. The record is from RefSeq and is a predicted model, not a curated record. Gene Ontology annotation, biological process: transmembrane transport. The transcript has a single exon. Gene Ontology annotation, molecular function: ATP hydrolysis activity; ATP binding; ABC-type transporter activity. Lineage: Eukaryota; Ciliophora; Oligohymenophorea; Peniculida; Parameciidae. Gene Ontology annotation, cellular component: membrane.